Messenger RNA from Arachis duranensis, 438 nucleotides. RefSeq lists its product as uncharacterized. NCBI's taxonomy places the organism in Eukaryota, Viridiplantae, Streptophyta, Magnoliopsida, Fabales, Fabaceae. Bases 1 to 438 code for a protein of 145 amino acids. The transcript has 3 exons. The record is from RefSeq and is a predicted model, not a curated record.
AUGGCAAUGCAGAAGAAGCAGAAGGGAAAUACAAAAAAAGAUCGUUCAAAUUUGAAAGGGUACGACGAAAGGAGUGACAAGUGCAUAAACCAACAAGGAAAAGCCGAAAAGAAGCAGCAGAGCAGCGGACACGCCACCCACCCUCAUCCUCUUACUUCCCCCUCCACCGCAUCUCGGUGGCCCUCCGCCACCUCCGCCACUCCACCUGGCUCACACAUCUCCACCUCCACCACCCCAACCCCCAAUGCCGCCGCCACGUCAACCGCCUCUUCUGCCUCAUUGACCAACUCCAAGAGUAUAUCCGCCACCACUGCCUCCUCCCUCCCAACCCCACCAACUCUUGCUCUCAACACCUUCCUCGACGACAAAGCUUGGAAGAGAGGCGCAUGCACCAGCACCAGCUCAGAGAAUCACUCACCAGAAUCCGCCAGUGCUUAA